CCCGCGCUCCCUGCGUUGCCCCCUGGAUCCUGCUUGCCAACCUGCGUCUUCGUCGCGCCGCGUUUCAACACACUCUUAACUCCCUCUCCCUACCCUUAUAGCACGGCACGAUGGCGGACAUGAGUGCUGAAUCCAUUCAGCAGAAGAUCCAGAUCGCUCGGCGAGAUGCCGAGGCCCUCAAGGACAGGAUAAAAAGGAAGAAGGACGAACUUGCUGACACGACCCUCCGCGAUGUAGCAAGGCAGCGGGUCGAGGCCCUUCCGCGCCUCACCAUGAAGACGAAGCGUACGCUCAAGGGACAUCUGGCCAAGAUCUACGCCAUGCACUGGUCCACUGAUAGACGGCACCUUGUAUCUGCCUCUCAGGACGGAAAGCUGAUCAUAUGGGAUGCCUACACAACCAACAAGGUGCACGCCAUCCCUCUCCGAUCGUCCUGGGUGAUGACGUGCGCAUAUUCACCUUCCGGCAAUUAUGUGGCUUGCGGUGGCUUGGACAACAUCUGCUCCAUCUAUAACCUAUCUGCACGGGAAGGCCCAACGCGCGUCGCUCGGGAGCUGUCAGGCCAUUCCGGCUACCUCAGCUGCUGCCGAUUCAUCAGCGACAAGCGCAUUCUCACUUCCUCUGGCGAUAUGACCUGCGUACUCUGGGAUCUCGAGACCGGCUCCAAGAUCCACGAGUUCGCCGAUCAUCUGGGCGAUGUCAUGAGCUUGAGCAUAAACCCUCUGGACAACAACAUGUUUGUCUCUGGCGCUUGCGACGCAUUCGCCAAGCUGUGGGACAUCCGUGAGCAGAAGUGUGUGCAGACGUUCGCAGCACACGACUCCGACAUCAAUGCCAUUCAGUUCUUCCCCAAUGGCAAUGCUUUCGGUACUGGAUCCGACGACGCCUCCUGCCGACUGUUCGAUAUCCGCGCCGACCGCGAAUUGCAGGCCUACACUAUUCCCGAACCCGUAUGCGGUAUCACAUCCGUCGCUUUCUCCGUCUCCGGCAGGUUGCUUUUCGCUGGUUACGAUGACUUUGAGUGCAAGGUGUGGGAUACUCUGCGAGGCGAGCGUGUAGGUACCUUGCAAGGCCAUGACAACCGGGUCAGCUGUCUCGGUGUAAGUAACGACGCGCUGAGUCUGUGCACCGGCUCGUGGGACUCGAUGCUCCGCAUCUGGGCAUAGUGGGCAAAGGUGCCCACAAGUUGCGACAAGACAUGAUAAUGCCAUGUAUCGAAGGCAGACGAGAAGCACCCCCUAAUUUUCUUGCCCAUGUACGACGAA
Westerdykella ornata is the source of this 1265-nucleotide messenger RNA. RefSeq names its product guanine nucleotide-binding protein-like protein subunit beta 1. Gene Ontology annotation, cellular component: cytoplasm; heterotrimeric G-protein complex. The transcript is spliced from 5 exons. The record is from RefSeq and is a predicted model, not a curated record. Gene Ontology annotation, molecular function: protein binding; signaling receptor complex adaptor activity. The coding region runs from base 111 to 1166 and encodes 351 amino acids. Gene Ontology annotation, biological process: G protein-coupled receptor signaling pathway. NCBI's taxonomy places the organism in Eukaryota, Fungi, Ascomycota, Dothideomycetes, Pleosporales, Sporormiaceae.